CUGUUAAGGCGGCCAUGACGAAGUGCCAUAUAGAUAGAGGGAGUGUAAAUGGCAGACACUUAUUUAUCCAAGCCUUGAAAUCUGAUAUCCAAGAUCAAGGUGCUAGCACGGUCUGGUCCUGUUGAGGACCUUCUACUGACCUUCUUCCAGUCAUCUUCUACCUGCUUCAUCUCCUCCUCUUAUAAGGAUGCUAACCCCAUCAGGAGAGCCCGCUCAGGGCUUCACUGACUGCGAUCACUUUCCAGAGAAUUCAUUCCCUAGCCCCACUGCACUGGGGGCCGAGCUUCCAUUUGCUAAUGUUGGGUUGCAAACAUUCACUCUGCAGCAGGAGCUCCUGAAGGGGUUUAAACACUGAGAACAUUAAUCCAAAGUGUUUUGCCCUUGCUAAGUCUACAAUGCCCUCUCCCUGCCCCCCCGCAUCUCUGUGUUUCCAGAUGCUGCCCUGGACUCUUUCUUGGGAACUUUUGGUGACAUCGACAUGGGUUUUACUUGAGAAAUUUCAGAGGAAUAGGAGCUGGAGAGAUGGCUCACUAAAGUGCUUGUAUGCAAAAAGGAGGGCCUGAGCCAUCCUCAGAACCCACAUGAAAACUAGGUGUGGCGACAUGUACCUGUAAUCUGCGCAACAAGGUGAAAUGGGUGGAUCCUUGGGCUCAUCAGCUAGCCAGCCUGAUCUAAUUGGUGAGCCCCAGGCCAGUGAAGGAUCCUGUCUCAAAAACACAAGGUGAGUAUCUGAGUAACAAUGUGUAAGAUUGUCCUCUGGCUUCAACACAAGUUCAUACACAAACUCUCACAUACAUGAGCAUGCAAUACACACGCACACACACGUACACACACAGGCACACUGAAUACACACACACACACACACACAUGCACACAUAUGCAUUCACACACAUGCAUACAUAUGUACACACAUACAGGAAUACACACAUGCACACACAGGCACACUGAAUACACACUCACAUACACACAUGCACACAAACAUGCACACACAUGCAUACAUAUGUACACACAUACAGGAAUACACACAUACAGGAAUCACACUUGCACAUACAUAUAUACACCCAGGCAUACUGAACACACAAACACACCCACACACACAGAAAAACAAACUUGGAUUCCCAUCCCUGUGCUGCUUGGUGGUUUAUGCAAAUCUUUGCUAUUUCUCCACAAGAAGAGACAGUGAUUUUCUGCUUCUGAAGUUCACUGACAGCAGCUUUGAAGCUUUCCUGUGCUUGUACUUAGCUUAGCCGGUCUUAGGGAGCAGUGGGGAGUUGCCUGGCUACUGCUCUGACUGUAGAUUAGGCCAAAAGGCUGCAGCUUCAGACAUAGUAAUCGCAAACUAGGCCUGGCUCGAUUGAGGAGCUUGGCAUCCAAGAUCAGGGAUAAACCUUGAUUCUGUCCGGACCUUUGCUGCAGUAAUCAGGGCAGGGAUAAUGCUCUGCGAGUUCAGAAGCAACAACAAAAACUACCUUGAAUUGUAAACCACACAGCUAUUCUUUCCUGUCUUUGGGGUUUAGUAAAGCAACCUUAUCUUCAGCUGGGGCUGUGUCUCAACGGGUAGAGUUCUUACCUAGCAUGAACGAAGCCCUGGCUUUCAUCCCCGACACUGCAGAACCCAGAUGUGGUAGCACACAUCUCUACUUCUAGUGCUUAGUAUGUAGAGGCAGGAGAAUUGGACGUUCAAGGUCAUCUUCCUUUACCUGGAGAGUUUGAGACCAGUCUGAGAUAUUCGAGAACUAUCGCAAAACAAAGCAGAAAACCCAAACCCAGCAACCAUCAAGUGCCCGCCUCAGUGUCCAGCCAGCUCUGUGAGAACCCUCACCAGGGCUGAAUUAGCCACCCUUUCUAAAAUAGAAGGGACUAUUUUCCAGGAGAAACUACACUGAUGGUUUGGAAGUGCUGGAGAGGCAGACCGCAAGGCAACUCCGACACAGCAGGGCAGACACUGUCCUCCCUUCACUCGGAUUGUCUGCUUUCCAUCCCAGACCGUCCCCGCUAGGUGGAGGAUGAACUCAGGAUUUCUGGGCCAGCCUCUGCUGCAUGUGCUCUUGGGGACUCAUCAUCAGAGACGAGCUUGUUCCACUCACCUUAUGACUAGAUCCAGGUCAGGCCAGUGUUGACCUGCAGCGGCACAGAAAGCAGAAUGCUCUAAGACCUCAGGCUUGUGAUUCUCUGUGAAGUGUGGCUAUUUGUAGGAUCCAUGUGCAGAGAUGGCUGUCAUUACUACGCAAACUCACCAAGAGAACCCCAGUUGUGCCUCAGGAAGCCAUCGGCUGACUAGAACUAUAUUGCCUGGCAGGUGCAGGAAGUGAGCUGAGGCCCACUGAGCUUCUAGGAUGGCUUUUAUUUCCUGGUGCAGGCAAAAAUCUUUUUUCUUUCCUGCCCUUCGCCACUUCUUCUGUUUUCUGCUUUUGUAUGAAAUAGCUGGAGCUGAAGCAGUUUUUUUGUGAGCAUGAGUGUAUGCUUUUAUAACGUAACAAAACCGUCCUGGUCGUCUGGGUCUCAAAUCUGGAGGUAGCAUAUCUCCAUUUAACAAAUAUCCAUGGUGCCUUUGUGUUCUGUGUACCAGUUGUGUAUAUACACACACACAUAAUACUGAACAAAUUUUUGACAUGCUGGGUCAUACAUUCUACAGAUGUAAUAGUCAAUACACAAGCUUUGAUCCCGGAGUUUCUAGGGCUGCAAUGGAUGAGAGAGGAAGGCAGUAUAUUCAUUCAGACCUGUCCCCGGCCUGAGCUGGACUUGGCUGAGUUCUGAGGAGGGGAAGAGUGAUGGUUCAAUCAGGUCUGGCCUAUAUCAAACUCCUCACCUGGUCUCUGAAUGGAUCUGGCUGUGGUGACGGCAUGGCUGCCAGAGGCAGUAGAUGACCACAAAGAAUCAUUUCUGGCCACACCCGUGGAACUGCACACAUGAACUCUGGGUAGCUGUGACAACUUGUAUAAAACCAAACUCCAUCAUGGAUCAGGGAGCUGGGUACACACGUCUGCCCUUAGUUAUGGAACAAUUGGGAGUUGGUAGCCUCUGGGAUGUGAAGGGUCUGUUUUCUCCAGCAGUGGACUAUGCAUUGAAAGCACAAAUUGAGCCUGGCAGAAUCCGUGUUGAAGCACAGAACAUUUAGCUCCUCUGUCAGAAUGAAUGGGGACCAGAAAUUGGAUGUUUAUAACCAAGAAAAGCAGAAUUUCAUCCAGCACUUCUCCCAGAUCAUCAAGGUGCUAACUGGGGGUGAACUGGGACACUGAGAGACAGAAGAUGCUAUUAGCUGGCUCAAGGAGGUCCUGGAGUAUGUCGCUGUAGUAGGCAAGUACAAUCGGGGUCUGAUGGUGGUACAGGCCUUCCAGGAGCUGGUGGAGCUGAGGAAACAGGAUGCUGAGAGACUUCAGUGGGCCCUGACUGUGGGCUGCUGUGUAGAACUGCUCCAUGCUUUCUUCCUCGUGUCAGAUGACAUCAUGGACUCUUCCCACACUCGCCGGGCGCAGAUCUGCUGGUAUCAGAAGCCGGGCAUAGGCUUGGAUGCCAUCAACGAUGCUCUGCUUUUGGAAGCCUCUAUCUACCGCCUGCUUAAGUUCUACUGCAGGGAGCAGCCCUACUACCUCAACCUGCUGGAGCUCUUUCUACAGAGUUCCUAUCAGACUGAGAUCGGGCAGACUCUCGAUCUCAUCACAGCACCCCAGGGCCAUGUGGAUCUUGGUAGAUACACUGAAAAGAGGUGCAAAUCUAUUGUCAAGUACAAGAGAGCUCUCUACGCUUUCUACCUGCCUACGGGGCUGUCAUGUACAUGGCAGGGAUUGAUGAAGGAAAGCGAUAAUGCUCUGGAGAUCCUGCUGGAGAUGGGCGAGUUCUUUCAGGUCUGGGAUGACUACCUUGAUCUCUUUGCAGACCCCAAUGUGACUGGAAAGGUCGGCACUGACAUCCAGGACGACAAAUGCAGCUGGCUGGUGGUUCAGUGUCUGCUACGAGCCACUCCUCAGCAGCGCCAGAUCUUAGAGAAUUAUGGGCAGAAGGACCCAGAAAAAGUGGCGCGGGUGAAAGCACUGUAUGAGGAGCUGGAUCUGCAGAGUGUGUUCUUCAAGUACGAGGAAGACAGUUACAACCGCCUCAAGAGUCUCAUAGAGCAGUGCUCCGCGCCCCUGCCCCCAUCCAUCUUCCUGGAACUAGCAAACAAGAUCUACAAGCGGAGAAAGUGACCUCGAAUUGUAGAGGCUGCAAGGGAGGGGUCUCAAUAAAUUAUUGUUCAACAACAACAACAACAAAGAAA
This is a messenger RNA of Rattus norvegicus (Norway rat), 4255 nucleotides long. Lineage: Eukaryota; Metazoa; Chordata; Mammalia; Rodentia; Muridae. The record is from RefSeq and is a predicted model, not a curated record.